Messenger RNA from Linum trigynum, 5220 nucleotides. NCBI's taxonomy places the organism in Eukaryota, Viridiplantae, Streptophyta, Magnoliopsida, Malpighiales, Linaceae. The record is from the annotation of a GenBank genome assembly.
ACCUAAAUCCUAAAUCCUAAUAUAGUGCAUCAAGUAUGUUAAAUAUGUUAUUUGAUGAAUUAGAGCCGUCGAUCAUUAGUUCUAAAUUAAUUGAUCUUAGAGUAUAGGAUUUCCAGAUCUUGUGACCUAGAUUUUACUCAUAUGGUUUCAGCAAUAAUAUCAUGUUCAAAACUCCACAAUGGAUGGUGCGGUGGUCAUAAUUAGAGAGUUUGGUAUAGUGUUAAUAGGCAGAUAAUUAAAUUCUUGAUCUACUUAGUUGCCCUAAACACUUAUGAUUAUGUUGGGCCCUGUAAUUUACUAGUUGAAUUAUUAAACGAUCGACCUUACUUUAUACUGGUGAGGGGCCUGACCAGUGGAGUGUGUUAUUUAUAAAUUUGAAUUGUUUGAAAAAGGAAUUGAGUAAUUUAUUCCCAGAAUAGAGCAGUUUAAUUAUGUGUAUCUCUCUUCCUAUUUAAAAAAAAAAUCCCUUUAGACAACAAGAAUCCAAACUAAAGAGCACAAUCUGCUGAUCACCUAGAAAGAAUAUGGAGAGUGAAAAUCUGAUGACUUUGUCCACAUCUUCACUUGGUCAGCAUUGCAUUUGCAAAGCAAGCUCACGCCCUAAAAUUAAUGGAUGCAUGCACAUCUCUAUACAAAUUACUUAUUUAUCAAUAUCAAUAUAUCACACGACAAUAAUAACUUAAAAUUUGUUAUAAUCCUGGACGUUAAAACAUUAGUGAUAUGUUUCAAAUCAUCAACAAAAUUAUAACCAUGUUCCGACAUAAGUUAAAUAGAUGAAUUGUAGCUUUACUUGUACGAUCGAGGAGUUCAAAACAUUAGAAUACAAAGCUCUAAUCUUCAUUAUAGAUUCAAACACAUUGUUGUACCACGUUCACUUAUGUUUUUUCCCCCGUUUUUUCAUUUAUAUUUGGCAAAUGUACACUAAUUCGACUAUAAAUCACCCGCAAUUCAGACAAUAACCACUCCAAGCAGCGCGACAACAACUGGAUAGCAUAUUUUCUAAUUAAUUGUUAACCUCAAAGUUCGACCAAUGUAAAUAUUAUUAUCUCAUGUUAUCAUUAUUGGACCCUCUCUGGAGUUAGAGAUGCUGCUUUUUUAUAACUAAUCUCUGAAAUUUCUAAGUUUGAAAACUUUUGCCGCUAAAUUAAACAUUAAUUUGGAGACAAAUAUUCUCCCACGCAUGAUUAGGUUAAGAAAAAAAAUAUGAAGAAGAAGGGUAAGGAAGUGAGGAUUUGAUUCCAAUUCUUUUAAUCGUCUCUCUCCAUCUCCUUCUCUCUCUUUCCACUCACUCUCUCUCUCUCUCUCUCUCUCUCUCUCUCUCCUCCUUCUUUCUCAGAUGGCAACACAUACACAGAAACACAACCCAUAAAGCAAAGUGAUGGCCUGCAUAAACUUCCACUACACAGCUCAAAGAAACUAAAAGCUGGACAAAAGCAAAAAAGCAUAACCCUUCCCCCACCACUGCAAACUUUAUUUCCCCAUAACCUUUUAAAUUCCUACUUUUUGAUUCUCAGCCACUGAUCUCCUUCCUUCCCCCAUGUUCUUCCUCUGAACCAGCCACCACCAGCAGCAGUAGCAGAAGAUCAAGCAGCUAGCUUCCCAGUUUCCCCCAGUCAAUAAUCAUUCUUGGGUUUCCAUAUCUAGCUAGAGCUUAACUAGACCGCAAUUUAGCCUCCAUGGAUACAGCCCAGUGGCCGCAGGAGAUUGUGGUGAAGCCAUUAGAAGACAUAGUAACUACUCAAAGGCCUGGAGGGUUAACACCAACUUCAUCAGGAGGAGGUGGUGGAGGGAGCUUGGAGAGGAAAGCAAGGCCGCAAAAGGAGCAAGCUUUGAACUGUCCAAGGUGCAACUCGACCAACACCAAGUUCUGCUACUACAAUAACUACAGUCUCACGCAGCCAAGGUACUUCUGCAAGACCUGCAGAAGGUAUUGGACUGAAGGCGGCUCGUUGAGAAACAUCCCCGUGGGAGGCGGAUCCAGGAAGAACAAGAGACCUUCUUCCUCUUCUUCUUCUUCUUCACUUCCCUCACCUGCCACGAAGAAACUCCCUGGUUUGAUUUCCUCUCCUGCUGCUGCUGGUAUUGCAACUACUACUAGUACAACAACAAGUAGUUCGCAAAACCCUAAUCCUGGUAAUCAUAAGUUGAUUCAGGAAGGCCAGGAUCUUAACUUGGCCUUCCCGAGGAGCUUCACGGAGUUGAUUCAUCAGAAUGGGAACCAUCAUCAUCAUCAUCAGAAUGAUGAGAACAAGAGUCAGAUUUCAGCCAUGGAGCUGCUAACAGGAAUCUCAUCGUCUAGGGGUGGAAUAUUGAAUAAUCCUAGCUUCAUGCACAUGGCACCACCACCACCAUCAUCACUUGUUCAUCAUCAUCAAGCUGCAGCUAAUCAUGGUGGGGGUUAUAAUGCAUCUGGGUUGAGUUUCCCGGUGCUGCAACAUCAGGAUCAUUUCAAGCCUAGCGGCUUGAGUUUCUCACUGGAUGGGAUUGAGCUUGGGAUCAGCAGUGAUCAUCAUAAUGAGAGUGGUAAUGGGUAUCAUCAUCAUAAUGAUCAUGAAGGUGGUGGUGGAGGGAGGCCCAUGUUUUCGUUUGAGGAUCUGAAGCAAGUGCCGAGCAGCAACACUAAUGAUAGUAAUGGUGGGGAGAUGGUGAGCAGUGGUAAUGGUAAAGAUCAGCAUGCAGAUUCGAGUGGGUACUGGACUGGGAUGUUAGGGGGUGGAUCCUGGUGACUUUUACUUAAUCAAAGCCGAGAUUUACAGUCCUUUUGCUUACCCUUUUUGUUUUUCUUUCUCUUUUCUUUUGGGCUGAGAGAGAAGGAAGUAGAGAGAGGGGGGAAGGGAGAUUCUCCACUUUCUGUGUAUUGAAAUUUCUUGCUUUGAGGUGGGUGGGUGAUGAUGACGACUUUGGUUGGGAAUUCCUUCAUUAGUAUUAUUAUUAUUAUUACUAACAGAAGAUAGGAGGAGAUGGGGGAUAUAUAUAUAUACAAUUGGGUUUUGUUUUAUUUUUCUUUUUGGUUUGAUUUUUAUCAUAUGAUGAUGAUAUGGAUCAGUUUGAGUUUGGAUUGGCCAUUCAUUAAUCCCAAGUUUGAGGCUUUUUUUUUGUAAUUUACAUAUGUGUAGUUUAUAAAUCCCAAGUAAUUACUUCCUAUUGCUCAUGGUCUUGGUGAUGAUGAUGAAGCUUUGAAGUUUCAAGGAAUUUAGCUUCAUUUUAACAAGGAUCAUCAAAGAAGAAAGAAGAAGAGCUCAUGAUGAGGUAGCAGUGGGAAAGAAGCUACAGAGAUCAUCAAUGGUGGGAAAGUAAAACAAAGUAUGAGAAAAGAGCAAGAUAGAGAAGAAGAAAAAGCUCUAGCUUUGAUAAUUGAUAUAGGGAGUUAUUUGGUCGUGAAAAAGAAGAACAGGGUUGCUGGGAUGAAAGAAAGAUCUGACAGACGCUUUACUUGGGGACCCGCGAAAAACAUUCUCCUCGGGGAGUGUGUCUGUGACUGUGAGGAGAAGAAGGAAGAGAAUCAUUCACUCUCAAACCCGACCCGACCCACGCCCACUUUCCCCCACUACUGCUCCGUUCCGUUGUAACGUUCCUUCCUACUUCCACCACGUUUGUGAAGAUAUGGUCGCCACAGACAAUCGAUCUACAGAAUACAUAUUGGUGUUGGUACUGUACAUGCAUUCGUUCCACUGUUGUAAAGCACUUUCUCUCUGGUCUUUCUAUCUGCAAAAGAAAGACUUAUAUACACACAUCCAUCAUUCUAGAGAGAGAGAGAGGAAUGAAUGAGCUAGGGCCUAGAGGUGUGUGUUGAAUGGUGAAUUAUGGUGUGGGUUGGGUUGGGGUUGGUGGGUGUUAGUUCUGCUGCUGCUGCUGCUACCAGGACCAAGGUCUAUCUACAUUAGUCAUAAUAUCAAACGCUUGCUAUAUAUCUAGCUAACUAGUAAAAACCCUACAUUAUUGUUUUAUAAUAGAACGUACGUAUUCAUGCAUGUAAUGUGCAAGUUAAGAGUAUACCACUCUUUCUUCUUAUAGGCCAAUUACAUAAAUUGGUCAUUUAUGUAUCUUAUCACCCCAAUUCCCCCACCAAAUUUUGUAUGAGUACCUUUUUUUUUUUUACUUCUUUGAUAUUACUCAUAGAGUUUAUCUCUAAUUUUGUAUCGCAACCAUAACCAAGUUUAUCCGAUACUUUGAGCCUUCUUCUUUUCGAGAAGUCAUUCAGAUCUAAGUUGGGUCAAGAAAUCGUACUUCGACAGUCUUUUAAGAAGAGAUUGAGUGUUUCCUGCGUGAGUUAAAGUGUCCCACGCACAUAGUCUAAAUUCGACUAGUAAUCGGACAUCCAAAGUUUCCACCUCCGAGGAGAUACUAAAUCCUCAAUAGAGACUAGAGAGGUUGAAUGGAUCCCCUGAUCCUUCGACCAAAGUCCUCAGUACUAGAGGCGUCGGCGAAUCCAAGGUGAGGAUCGCGACCUGGCCAAAGGGAGUAAGAGCACUUCACCAAGUGAAAUCAUACAGCAAUCAAUGGUACUCCACAUUCUGAUCAAGCGAAAGAAACCUUCACCAGAAGAAGGUAUCCCAACAAGAUGGAGUUUGAAGUCUAGAGAAUAGAAUGUUUUUGAAGGAUGUCGUAACCAAUUCCGCAUUAUGUGUAUAGGUACAUAUUCACUUCCAUGACGGGGAAAAAGAAGAAACAAAAGAGAUAUUUUCAGUACUUUUUCUUUUCUUUCUGGUUCGUGUCUGUACAGGGACAUCUUCCCUCCCAUUACAUCAGACUGCAGUCAAAACGAUGAUUCAACCAACCUACUUACUAAAGUGAAAAUUCCACAGAAUGGUAUGAUCCAUGAUGCUGAACCAUGUUUCGGCCGCCUUGUCAAAUUUGCGCGUCAGAAAUCCCCAUUGAUCCCGAAUAUGCGGACUUUGUGCAUGUGAGGGAACUUGGCCACUACCAGAACAAAGACAGCCAGCGUGUUGAAGAACAACAUUGGAUUUUGGUAGUCUGUUGUGUGUGAUGCUAUUAGGUACCUGCAAGAUGGAAGAAGAACAUUGGAUUUUGGUAGUCUGUUGUAAGAGAAGGAUCACAAUCUUAUGUUUGAUUCUGAGCAACAGCAGUUCAAUGCCAAAUACAUUCUUGCACAAAUCCAAUUUUCAUAGAGAAACACAAAAAAGAUGAGGGUUGUAGAAGACAAAAUUCCUUUCUGACCAUCAGUCGCCCUGAAAAAGCAAAUAAGCCAUGAAAACGAAC